Chaetura pelagica (chimney swift) is the source of this 1405-nucleotide messenger RNA. Its product is annotated as KIAA0930 ortholog. The record is from RefSeq and is a predicted model, not a curated record. NCBI's taxonomy places the organism in Eukaryota, Metazoa, Chordata, Aves, Apodiformes, Apodidae. The transcript has 9 exons. The coding region runs from base 31 to 1125 and encodes 364 amino acids.
AAAGAUGAUCGUAUUGUGUUCUGGACUUGGAUGUUUUCAACGUAUUUUAUGGAGAAAUGGGCCCCCCGGCAAGACGAUAUGCUCUUCUAUGUCCGUCGAAAACUGUCCUAUGUCAGUGGUGAUAGUACAGAAGGGAAGAAGCAGAUUGAAGUUGAAGUUUACCGGAGAGAUUCUAAGAAACUUCCUGGCCUGGGAGACCCUGACAUUGACUGGGAAGAGAGUGUCUACCUGAACCUCAUCCUACAGAAGCUGGAUUAUGUGGUGACAUGUGCUGUGUGCACACGCUCUGAUGGAGGAGAUAUUCACAUUCACAAAAAGAAAUCUCAGCAAGUGUUUGCAUCUCCUAGCAAACACCCAAUGGACAGCAAAGGAGAGGAGUCAAAGAUCAGCUAUCCCAACAUAUUCUUCAUGAUUGACAGUUUUGAAGAGGUUUUCAGUGACAUGACUGUGGGAGAAGGAGAAAUGGUCUGUGUAGAGCUGGUGGCCAGUGACAAAAGCAACACCUUCCAAGGGGUGAUUUUUCAGGGGUCCAUCCGCUAUGAAGCACUCAAGAAGGUCUAUGACAACAGGGUGAGCGUUGCAGCUAAGAUGGCUCAGAGAAUGUCUUUCGGCUUUUAUAAAUACAGCAACAUGGAGUUUGUCCGAAUGAAAGGGCCACAAGGGAAAGGACAUGCAGAGAUGGCAGUGAGCAGAGUUUCCACUGGUGACACUUCACCAUAUGGGACAGAAGAAGAUUCAAACCCAGAAUCCCCACUGCAUGAGAGAGUCACUUCUUUCAGCACACCACCAACCCCAGAACGCAACAAUCGCCCAUCCUUUUUCUCCCCAUCCCUCAAGAGAAAAGUGCCCCGAAAUCGAAUUGCUGAAAUGAAAAAAUCCCACUCAGCAAAUGACAGUGAGGAGUUCUUCAGAGAUGAUGAUGGUGGAGAUCUGCACAACGCGACAAACCUGCGGUCGCGGUCCUUGUCUGGAACAGGACGAUCUCUGGUGGGCUCGUGGCUGAAGCUGAACAGAACAGAUGAAAACUUUCUACUCUAUGCACACUUAACUUACAUCACUUUGCCAUUGCAUCGAAUUUUAACAGAUAUCCUGGAAGUGCGGCAGAAACCAAUUCUGAUGACAUAGCAGAGAGCGGGCACUGCCUUGGAGCCUUGUUGCCAAGUGCCUAACCACAGCGGUUUUCUGUGUUAACACUACCAUCUAGUGUCAGGAACAUAAACCUCCGCAGGAAAAAAGGGAAGUCCGAGAAUACCAGCCGAUCAAAAGUGCCUCUUUCUUCCUUCCUCUGCUGUCACGCACCGUAUGCACACGUGCAGUACAUGGCUCGAGUGUUGCUGCCUGCAAGAGGACUUUCAUCAAGAUCAAACGAGAAGGGGCAGUGUUUAAAACAAGUCAAUGCUUUAUG